GAAGGGCGUGGUAGCUGCAGGUGAGUAAGAGCGCAGAUCAAGGCGGAAGUGAAGAACACGGUGGAGAGAACAAACCGUCUACUGAGGCGUUGUUUUUUAUAACUUAACGGACAACAGCAGCACUCUGUAUAUGAGUUAAACUAAGAGCUGAUUUCCAAUCUUGUUUUGACAUUUCAGAUUCUAGGCCUCUGCCCCAGCUCCAUAAUGGGCGGAUAUACUGGGUUGUCCCACUGUAAACUGGCUCUGGCCUUUGCCGUGUUUAUGGAUGUAGUGGGUGGAGCCGCUCUGCUGGUGGGGGUCUUCGCCAAUCUGAAGAUCCAAGACAGGGACUUUGGAGAUGUGUUGGUCUACUCUGGAGCCCUGUUUUUACUCGUGUCUCUGGCCGGAUGGGUGUUGUGGUACAGCGGAAACAUCGAGGGCCUGUCACUUGCAGAUGACAAGAAGCAGGGACACAUCAGCUACGCCGUCGACCGCAUCGCCCGAACCCUCAGCCGCAAGAUACGCUCGCACAGAUACCACAGCUGAGCAGGAAGUCCCUUUCAUUUUAAAAGCCUUUUGAUGGUGUUCAGUGUUAAUGAAAAACAGAUGCUGAAUCAAACUGUGUGUGAAAGUGUUACAGACCUCUCCAAAGAUUUCAGUGUUACAAAGCUGAACUGUUUGCCUUAUUAUGACCAGUAUUCUUCUUGUUUAUAUAUGUCAUCUGACUGUUGUUUAACAGAGCAGUGGUGUCUCAUUGGAUUUCAAUAAAAAAAAAGCACUUUUUAUAAUUAUGAAAA
Messenger RNA from Oreochromis niloticus (Nile tilapia), 776 nucleotides. RefSeq names its product transmembrane protein 238a (gene tmem238a). The record is from RefSeq and is a predicted model, not a curated record. NCBI's taxonomy places the organism in Eukaryota, Metazoa, Chordata, Actinopteri, Cichliformes, Cichlidae. The transcript has 4 exons. Bases 205 to 525 code for a protein of 106 amino acids.